CCCGCCGCGGCCCCCCGCCCCCCAAGCACAUGCGAGUGUUGGAAUCUAAAGCUACCAAAGAAGCUGAAAGAAAACUAAGCAGGGAAUUGGUGCAAGAGGAGGAAGAACAGUUGAUGGAAGAAAAGAAAAAGAGGAAAGACGACAAGAGAAAGAAAGAAGCUGCUCAGAAGAAGGCCGCAGAACAAAAAAACAAAGCAGCAUCAGAACCAACAAAGCCCAGUGUAAGCCAGCCACUACUUGUUGCCUCCAUUAACAGUACUUCCACAGCAACCAACACGGUUGGUGGCAAUAAUAAUGUUAAACGUGCUGUGGGCAACAAUCAGCAGCAAGCACAGCAGCAGUCCUCACCUCGCUACCCACCUCGUGAAGUACCACCACGGUUCCGGCACCAGGAGCAGAAGCAACUCUUGAAGCGAGGGCAGCCGAUACCAGGGAUUGCUGCAAACCUGGGGUCAACAUCUAAACUGCUGAUCAGCCAGUCAGAAGCGAGCACAGUAACUAGUGAGGAACCUGCAGCUGGUGGUGAAUUGCAGAAGAGCAGCAAAACCCAACCAGAUCUGAACCACAGCACACUUGGAUCCCAUUAUGAGAACUCUCACUGGGGACCAGUCUCUUCCAGUAGUGACUCCAGCACAAACUGGGAUAAAGUUAUUGUAGACGGCUCAGACAAGGAGGCAUGGCCCUCAAUCACCGGCAGUGACUUGGAGCUGGCUUCAGAAUGUAUGGACGCUGACUCUGCCUCCAGUUCUGGGUCAGAAAGGAACCUUCUUAUCAUGGCCUCCCGGGGCCCGGGCAGCGAAGUCAACAGCCUAAGGAAUGGCAUUGGACACGGUUCUCAGACCAAGUUUGUCAACGGUAGCAACAGCAAUAAUGUGGGCAAUGGAAGCAUUGCCAGGUCCUGGGGCGUGUCUCUUGGUGCUGUGAGGAGCACCUGUCAGAUUUCUGCAGAUGUUUCUAAUGGCAUUUCCGAAAGUAGCAACAAUAGAGUGAAUUCUUGGGGCACCCUCAAUUCAUCCAAUGGAGAAUUAAAUCCCAGCACUUUGUGUUCAAAUGGCCACUGUGGUGCCUGGCCUGCCUUGGAAAACAAUGGGCAUGCCCUGAAAGGGCCCGGAGGAAGCAGCAGCUGCAGCACAGGAGUAAGCCAAGUGGUGAACAAUCAGAGCAUGAACUCUAGCCUUGGCAGCUCCUGGGGCAGCCUCCAGGAAAACUGUGAUUCCCAAGUAAAUGGUACAAGGAAGGUUUCGCGUACUGGGCAACCUCAAAACCCUAACUCUGAAGUGAAUGGACCAAAUAAUAACACUACUAACUUUAUGACCUCUAGUUUACCAAACCCUGCUGGUUCGAUGCAGAUGACUGAACCGGCUAGUAGUAAUACAGGACCUGGGACCUGGUGCCUGAAUGCCAAGAGCAAUCGGUCUCAGCCCCAGGCCUCUCCAAUAAUAAACGGCACUUCUGUUUUGCACCUGAGCAAUGGUGAAGCAAAAAAUGGUGGGACUCCAGGUACUAUGUGGGGUGCCUAUGGCCCCAUUUACUCUAGAGACACCUCUUCAGACUCCAACAGCCACGCCAAUAAUGACACUGUGAAUGCAACUCUAAUGCACCCUGGGCUCAGCGGGUCCAGGAGCUCUCACUUUGAAAUCAGUGGGGAUAAAGGAGCGGGGACUUGGGAGGGGGCAGGGGUGGGCAACACCCAGAAUGCUCCAUGGGUGGGUGGAAUUGGAACGGGCUCUGGAGAAGCCCGGAGGGGUCCUGCCCAAAACACCAACUUAGCAGAUGGAGAAUGGAACAAACUGCCAAGUAAUCAGCAUUCUUCCGAGGGCACCAGUGGGAACAUCAAGAAGUUUACAAAUGUGUGGAAAUCUGCGGAAGAGGAGAAUGCUGGUGUUGACAUCCAGAAUUUCCCAGCCACUCAGAUCCUGGAGCAGAAUGGUGGAUGGACUAAGACAAGUACUGGGGAUAGUGAAGGCAGCACCGAGAACCCUGAGGAGCAAGCCACUUCAGAUGGGAUAAGCCGUGAAAGAAGGAAAGUUGACCAGCAGGCCUUGCUCCAAAGUAUAGUGAACAGAACGGAUUUGGAUCCACGGGUCCUUUCCAAUUCUGGUUGGGGACAGACUCCAAUCAAACAAAACACUGCCUGGGAUACAGAGAUGUCUCCAAGAGGGGAAAAGAAGGCAGACAAUGGGACAGAGGCCUGGGGGGGCUGUGUGGUCCAGGCCUGCAGCUCAGGGGGUGUUGUGGAGCGGCCCAGCCUAAAUGGCAACAAGGCUUCGUCUGGGCCAGGGUGGGGUGAUCCCAAAUCUGUUACAAGGUGGGGAGACUCCAAAGUCUCCAGGAGCCAAGGGAGUUGGGAGGAGGGAUCUUCUGCUACUGCACUGGCCAAGGGCAAUCAAUCAUGGGGGAGUAGCAAAGAUGACCGCUCCUCAUCAUCAACUUGGAGUGAUGGAGAAAAGCUGAAACAGGGUUGGGGAGAUGGGCAAAAAGCAAGCCCCGGGUGGGCAGUUCCAGCUGUCGAGGGCUGGGGGGACAACUUGAGAAGCAAUCAUUGGGGUGAGAUGAAGAAGUCUAGUUCUGGCAGUAGUGACAGCGACAGGUCAGCUUCUGGCUGGAAAGAACCAGGCAAAUCUAGCACUGUGCACUGGGCAGGGGGCGCCGGAAACAGCGCCAAGCCAAGCAACGGUUUGGGAUGGGAGGAGCCUGCCAAGCCAAACCAAAGCCAAGGGUGGGGAGAGCCCCCCAAACCAAGUCGUUCUCAGAGUUGGGGGGAGGCAUCCAAAACCCCUGGCUCUCCAGACUGGAACAAGCAACAGGACGUUGGAUGCUGGGGGGCGCAGUCUGCUGCAAGCAAACCGCCAGGUGGAGGAUGGCUGGGGGGGCCCAUGCCGGCACCUGUCAAGGAAGAAGAACCCACUGGGUGGGAGGAGCCGUCCCCAGAGUCAAUUCGCCGCAAAAUUGAGAUCGAUGAUGGAACUUCUGCUUGGGGAGAUCCAAGCAAAUACAACUACAAGAAUGUGAACAUGUGGAACAAGAACACCCUGCAUGGUGUUGGCCGUUCAGACCAGCAAGCACAGGUGCAGCAGCAGGUGCUGCCUUCAAGCGCUGUAACUGCCGUGGAGAGCAGCUCUGGUUGGGGGGAGCCUCCUCCUGCAUCUGCUACUGUAGAUAAUGGCACAUCAGCGUGGGGUAAGCCUGUCAACACUGGUACAAGCUGGGGAGAGUCCAUUGGUGAUACAGUGAGCACCAGUAGCUGGGGGAAUGCAUCCGUUGGGCAACCAACUUCUAAUAAACCCGGACCCAAGUCUAUGCAAGUUCCAGAUGGCUGGUGUGGGGGUGAUAUGCCUUUGACAGGAAGUCAUCAGGCCAGCUGGGAGGAAGAGGAUGAUGUUGAGAUUGGAAUGUGGAACAGCAACUCCGUGCAAGAUGCAAGUGCGUCUUUACACUGGCCCCCUUGCUCAAAGAAACUGCAUUCUAAGGGAACAAUGAAAAACGGAAAUAAGCAAGAUGAAAUGUGGAUAAAUCCAUUUGUGAAGCAGUUUGCAAAUCUUGGCUUUCCUAGAGAAUCGCCGGAAGAAAUGAUGCAGAGCAAUAAGAUGGACAUAUCUGGAGGGAUCUUGCCUGACAAGCGGAUGGAGACAGAGAAGCACAGUCUGAACGUUGGCGAAUACAGCAGGGUGAUAGGGAAAGGCCCAAACUCCCGUCCUCAGAUUCCCAGAGAGUCUUCCGUGGAUCGAAGUCCUUAUUUUGAUAAGGAUGGCCUUGUUGUAGCAGAUGACUCCCAAAACAUGCAGUUUAUGUCCAGUCAGAAUGUGAAGUUUCCCCCUUCCAACAGUGCACUACCUAACCACCCCCUUGGCUCUCUAACAGGGCUUGGCAUGCAAAACUUGAAUUCUGUUAGACAGAAUGGCAACCCCAGUAUGUUUGGAAAUCUAACAGCACAGCCCCGGAGUAUGCAGCAGUCUCCAGCACAGCCUCUGAACUCAUCUCAGCCUAACCCACGUGCUCAAGUGCCUCCUCCGUUACUCUCCCCUCAGGUUCCAGUAUCAUUGCUGAAGUACGCACCAAACAAUGGGGGACUGAAUCCACUCUUUGGCCCACAACAGGUAGCCAUGUUGAACCAACUCUCCCAGCUUUCUCAGAUCUCCCAGUUACAACGAUUGCUGGCCCAGCAGAGGAAGGCGCAGAGUCAGAGAAACGGGUCCGCUGGUGGCCGUCAGCAGGAGCAGCAGAGUCGCUCUCUCAGUAUGCAGCAACAAAUGAUGCAACAGUCUUGUCAGCUUGAUCCAAAUCUGCUCAUGAAGCAGCAGCAGCAGCAGCAGCAGCAACUGCCUCCAUCGCCGCAGCAGCAGCAGCAGCUCCAUCAGAACACCAUGAAGUCUUUCCUGGAGAACGUUGUGCCUCAUGCCAACCUAGAGCUGCAGAAAGGGCCGUCACAAAUCAGCGCGUUCAGCAACUUCCCCAUAGGAUUGAACUCAAACUUGAAUGUAAAUAUGGACGUGGGCCACAGUAUUAAGGAGCCACAGUCCCGGCUGAGAAAGUGGACAGCAGUGGACAGUAUUUCCGCUAACACAUCGUUGGAUCAAAAUGCCAGCAAAAAUGGUGCUAUUUCAAGCGGCUUUAGGCUGGAGGAAACUUCCUUUGUUCCCUACGACUUCAUGAACAGCAGUAACUCACCAGCCAGUCCUCCUGGAUCGAUUGGGGACAGCUGGCCACGUGCCAAAUCACCUAAUGGUUCUAGCAGUGUCAAUUGGCCACCUGAGUUUCGCCCUGGUGAGCCGUGGAAAGGUUAUCCAAACAUUGACCCUGAAACUGACCCUUACAUCACUCCCGGCAGCGUCACAAACAAUCUGUCAAUUAACACUGUGCGGGAGGCUGACCAUCUCAGGGACAGGAACAGCGGGUCAUCCUCAUCUCUGAACACCACGCUGCCUUCAACUAGUGCCUGGUCAUCCAUUCGUGCCUCCAACUACAAUGUUUCCCUCAGCAGUACAGCACAAAGCACUUCUUCAGCCAGAAACAGUGACUCCAAAUCAACUUGGCCUCCUGCUUCCCUUAGCAACUCUUCUCUGGCUCAUGAGCUGUGGAAGGUCCCUUUGCCACCCAAGAGCGUCACUGCUCCAUCGCGCCCACCGCCAGGGCUGACUGGGCAGAAGCUGCCUCUGUCCACAUGGGAUAAUUCUGUGCGGCUUGGGGGUGGCUGGAGCAAUUCUGAUGCCAGAUAUACCCCUGGUUCCAGUUGGGGUGAGAGCAGCUCAGGGAGAAUAACCAACUGUCUUGUCCUGAAAAACCUGACGCCUCAGAUUGAUGGCUCCACCCUGCGGACGCUGUGCAUGCAGCAUGGGCCGCUGAUCACAUUCCACCUGAACCUUCCCUAUGGCAACGCUUUGGUCCGUUACAGUUCAAAAGAAGAGGUGAUGAAGGCACAGAAGUCUCUCCACAUGUGUGUCCUAGGGAACACUACGAUUCUUGCUGAGUUUGCCAGUGAAGAGGAGAUUAGCCGCUUUUUUGCACAAGGCCAGUCUCUCGCCCCCUCCCCUGCUUGGCAAUCUCUGGGCACCAGCCAGAGCCGCCUGGGGCCCGCGGAGGGCUCCCACGCAUUCUCCAACCGCAACGACCUAAACAAUCACUGGAAUGGUGCUGGGCUGUCUGGCACUAGCAGCGGAGACCUCCACGGCACAUCCCUUUGGGGGAGCCCGAACUAUUCCACCAGCCUCUGGGGUUCCCUAGGCAGCGGUGACACCAGGGGCCUGAGCAGCCCUUCCCCACUGAACGCGUUCCUCUCUGCCGACCAUCUCGGGGCAGCGGGGGAGUCCAUGUGACCUUGCUUUCCUCCUUCAGUGAAUGAAACUGUGACCUCAAAGCAGCACUAAAUCUGGACUCCCCCUCCCCCCCACCUGCAGCCUCCACCUGUGGAAAUGGUUACUUUGUGCACAUGUUCCCACUUUGUUUUAGCCCAAAAACAUACCAGUUUGAAUACUUGAAUCAUGCAAGCCAAUAAUAUAAUGUGAAAAGUUAAUAGAUUUACACUUUCAGAUAGUGCUACACAUAGUUUAAAGGAACAAACAAAAAGCCUACAUAGAAUCGGCUUGCUUUUACAUGUGACUCCCCCUCCCCAAUACUUAAGACAUUUUUGUGUGUGUGCAACUGGUUGAUAACGUUGGGAGUUUGAGCUUUUCUAGCUUUGCACAGACUCUGCCCUUUUCCCCGUCCCGCAAUGUUUGAGGUGGCGGCGGCAGCAGCAGCAGCAGCAGCGGCCCACGGGGAGCUCCUCUCCGCCUUGAUGCCUGCCUGCCCGGCCAGCCGCCAAGUGGCAGCCCGACGGCGCCCGACCCUUGCGUGCUGAGACUAACCUAGGGUUGAUUAUGAAUGAAAAAGUAUUUGUUCAUCAUGUGGAAUUAAACUAAAGAACGGAGCUCUGCGGUUUCUGAAACGGCCCACGCACGGCUGUGACUUGCGACCCUGCCUGUUUGCCAGGGCCGGGUCCUGCACUUUCAGUAGGCUUUUUGAUUUUUUGUUUUUCAGGGGCUCCUGUGUUGGGGCGCUGCCUUGUUUACAGAAAUCUUUCUUUCUUUCCUUUCUGUCUUCCUUUUUCUUUUGAAAAACAAUGUUUACUCUUCCAUCACUUAAAUAUUUUUUUAAAGACAAAAAAAUUGUGGGUGAUAAAGAUGCUUUCUUCUAUCUCUGGGAAAAAAACGAGCAGUGUUUGGCCAUGUUCCAUUUGUGUUUUUCUAUUCCCACCUCCUAAAUCUAAGAGCAUGGCUCUCAGGAAAACCAAGAUCCCCAGUAAAACUCCUUGUAGUUUCUUAUAGGGAAAUUAACUUUUAGCACUGAUUACUACUUGCUCUGUAAAACUACUUCUGCCAAAAAUUGCUUCAAAUCGCUGGAGUUUGACAUUCUUUGCUUUCCGAUGCUGUCUUUUUAAUAGUGUGGGGUGGGGAAGGGUGGGGCUUGGCUCUUAAUCUGUAGUUUCCCUCCAUUUUUGUAAAGUCCGCCCCUCAUCCCCGCCCUCGGCCGCGCUCUUCCUGCUCUUGUGACUGUGUUCCAUGUUUAACCUUAAAGCUGAAGUAACUAUGCAGACUGUAACCAAGGACUUGGACUUACAGAAUUUUGUUGUAUAGAUUUUAAAUGUUUAAAGUUCUUGCAAAUACUUUUCUUGUGAAAGUGUUAAAUCAUCUUCCUCUUUUUUGCCACAAAUGGUAUUAUUACCUGAUGCUUGUUUAGUUAGAGGAUAAAAGACUAAACAAGGAUAAAAAAAACACACAUUUAAUUGUGCCGAAAGACGCUCUCAUUUCAUUGCCUUGAUUCUAACUGUUGUGUCUGAAGAUGCAAAAGUCGUCAGUGGCUUUUUAACUGUUUACAAAUAGAGUGUGAUUGUAAAAUGUACAGUUUGAGUUGUGUUCGAAUUAUGAAGUUCCUCCAGAUAUUAAUAAAUCAUGACAUUUUUUGGCUGCUUA
This is a messenger RNA of Elgaria multicarinata webbii, 7448 nucleotides long. RefSeq names its product trinucleotide repeat containing adaptor 6A (gene TNRC6A). Gene Ontology annotation, molecular function: RNA binding. Gene Ontology annotation, biological process: positive regulation of nuclear-transcribed mRNA poly(A) tail shortening; miRNA-mediated post-transcriptional gene silencing. The transcript has 24 exons. Gene Ontology annotation, cellular component: nucleoplasm; P-body. The coding region runs from base 30 to 5813 and encodes 1927 amino acids. Lineage: Eukaryota; Metazoa; Chordata; Lepidosauria; Squamata; Anguidae. The record is from RefSeq and is a predicted model, not a curated record.